ACUAGUUAAGUUGUCAAACUUAGCAGAAUUUUAAAGCAAACAAGAAAUUUUAAGAAAAGGAGUGUAUUCUGAGAAUAGGAAACACAGCCAAUAUAAAAGCACGUAAGUGUCAUUUGUAAGAAGCUGCAAGAAGGUUCAUUUUGUUAGAAUGAAAUGUAAGAAGAGAAAUAAUAUAUAAUUAAAGUUGGAAAAAUAAAUUGAAGCUAGUUAUGAAAGAUUUUAAAAAAUAAACAGAAGAGUUUAUAUUUGAUCCUGGAGGCAAUAUAGAUGUCUUUGAGUAGGGAAGUGAUGUGGUCAAACCCACAAAUAGGCAAUAACUUUGAUAGUUGUGUGAAAGAUGAAUUAGAGAAAGGGAAGAUGAGUUAGGAUGACCAAUUAGGAGGCAAUUGCAAUAGUCCAAUCAGUCAAUAAACAAUUAUUAAGCACCUGCUAUGUGCCAAGUACUGUGUUAGGUGCUAGAGAUGCAAAUGCAAAGAAUGAAACAAUUCUUAGUCUAAAAGAGUUUAUGAGAUCUUGAACUGAAGUAGUACCUGGGAAAAGAGGAAAAAGUAAGGAGAUGUGGAGAUAGAAUCUAUAAGUCUUGUCAAAUGAUUGAAAAUGUGGAGUGAGGAAGAGAAAAGAAUCAAAGAUGGGCAAGUUGGUGAUUAACUGAGGUGAUUGGAUUGAUGGUAGUGGAAUAUGGAAGUUAAAAAGAAUAAGUUUGGCUAAAAAGAGGAGUUCAGUUCUGUACAUACCAAGUGUGAUUAUGCCUUUGGGCAAUCAAGGUUAAGGCUGUGGAGCAUGCAACACUGGAGCUCAGGAGAAAAACGUAAGGCUAGAUGUGGGAGUCAUUUGCCUAAUGAUCAUAAGAACCAAAGGGAUGAUGAGGUCACCAAAUGAGAAAGUGUUAAGAGAGGGCCCAGGAUGGAUCCUUGGAGUUAUACUUAUGUUGAGGGGACAGAAUAUAGAUAAUGAGCCUCAGCAAAGGAUAGUGAGAAUGAGCAAUGAGGCAGGUAAGAGAACCAAAAGAGAGCAGUAUCAUGAAGAGGAUGCCCAGACCAGCCAUCUCUUCAUUUCCUACUAUGUAGCGUUUUCCCUGGAAUCUCAGUUGAAGCAGCACGAGAAUUUGCUCAGCUUCCAAACAGCCAACAGAUCCCGCCGGCCAACCCUAAUCAGCUUGCCAGAGGACCAAAUAGACCACAAUGUAAACAGCAAAAAGGAAUCCUGGCAGGGGCAGUCGUCUGGCAAGAGCUCCAAGGGUUCCCUACCUGACUCCAGAGACUCAUUGAAGCUUAUGAGCUAUUUGGACCCUGAGUCUGACAAGGAGCCCUCAACCCUGGAGGAGGAAGCAGAGAAAAAAGUGGAUGAGGACAUGGAUGAAGAUGACCUUGACCUUCCAAUGUACCAAGACACAUCAUUUUAUCUGCUACCUCUCUUGAAGAAGCACGAGAAUUUGCUCAGCUUCCAAACAGCCAACAGAUCCCGCCGGCCAACCCUGGUUAUCAGCUUUACAGAGGACGAAAGGGACCACACGGACCACCAUGACACUGGCAAGAGACAACAGAGUCGGAGGUCAUCUGUCAAGAGCCUCAAGGGCUCCCAGCCUGGCUCCAAAGAGUUGCAUUGGCCUAAGCCCAUUAGCUACUUUGACCCCCGGCCCACCAACGAGCCUUCAACCUCAAAGGAGAAAGAAAAAGAAAGAGUGGAGGAGAAUGAGGACCAGGACGAGGACCAGGACGAGGAAGACCCUCCAGUGUACCGAGACACAGAUUCAAAGAUGUUUGCUAAAAGUAUCUUAAAAUCUCACAAUGACUACAGACAGAAACAUGGCUGCCCUCCGAUAAAAAUCUGCCAGAAACUGAACCAUGAUGCACAACAGUAUGCAGAUGCACUGGCUACCACAAAGGUUCUCAAACAUAGCUCAGAAUCCAGUAGGGGAAAUUGUGGAGAAAAUCUAUCAUGGGCUUCCUAUGAUCAACCAGGACACGAGGUAGCUGACAGGUGGUAUAGUGAAAUAAGAAAUUAUGACUAUAAGAGUCCAGGAUUCACCCCAGAAUCAGGACAUUUUACAGCAAUGAUAUGGAAGGGCACAAAGAAGAUGGGGGUUGGAAAGGCCUCUGCAAAUGAUGGUUCUUCCUAUGUGGUUGCCAGAUACUUUCCAGCUGGAAAUAUUGUCAAUCCUGGUCUCUUUGAAGAAAAUGUCCCUCGUCCAAAGACAUGAUUUUGAAAAUGCAAAUGUUAAUUGUGGAUUGCAGAGUGUAACAGUAAAACUCCUAUGAAAUCUAAAGCUUGAUGCCCAUGUUUAACUGUCACUUUGACAGCACAUACUCUAAUACAUAUUAUGAAUGAAUUGACUUAAGACUUAACAUAAACAUUUAAUGAAUGAGUUGGUAUAGCUACUUAGACUAACGUGAACUUUGUAUAUAUAUAAAAAAAGACAUAAUCAUUUCUUGUAACUUCUUUUUUAAAAAGCAAAUUGGUUGUAUAUUUUCCUCUUAUACCAUGUCCAGAAAUCUGUUUUCUAAAUUUCCAUUAUUUUGGAAACAACUGAAGUGUUUCAUUUAUCUUGAUGCAUUAUA
Gracilinanus agilis (Agile Gracile Mouse Opossum) is the source of this 2558-nucleotide messenger RNA. It is a transcript of the gene GLIPR2, whose product is annotated as GLI pathogenesis related 2. The record is from RefSeq and is a predicted model, not a curated record. The transcript has 6 exons. Gene Ontology annotation, cellular component: extracellular region. The coding region runs from base 839 to 2200 and encodes 453 amino acids. Lineage: Eukaryota; Metazoa; Chordata; Mammalia; Didelphimorphia; Didelphidae.